UGGGGGGUAGGUGGGAAGAUAGACGUUCUCGGGUUACUGAGCUGCACUUCUUUCUAUGUCAUCUCAAAGCGACGGAAGUUCUCCGGCCACUGGAGCCAGACGCAUCCAAUAAACAGAGGCUCCAGGAGGCGAAGGGCGGUGCAGCGCCAAAGGGGUAUCCAAUGAGACGCCGCGGCGGUGCCAGACUCCGAGUGGGCGGAGGCAGCCUCGGUAGCAGCAGCAGCGGCGGCGGCGGCGGCAGAGGCAGAGGCAGAGCGGCCGACGCGAUGGAGAACUUCACAGCGCUUUUUGGUGCACAGACUGAGCCGCCGCCGCCGCCACCAGCUGCGCUGGGCUUUGGGCCGGGGAAGCCGCCCCCUCCACCGCCUCCUCCUCCGGGUGGGGGCCCCGGAACGGUCCCGCCGCCCGCAGCGGCCCCAGCUCCUCCUGGCGCUGACAAGGCCGCAGCUGGGUGCGGACCCUUCUACCUGAUGCGGGAGCUCCCAGGCAGCACGGACCUGACAGGCAGCACCAAUCUGAUCACUCACUACAACUUGGAGCAUGCCUACAAUAAAUUCUGCGGGAAGAAGGUGAAGGAAAAGCUGAGUAACUUCCUGCCCGACCUGCCCGGGAUGAUCGACCUGCCCGGCUCCCAUGACAACAGCGGCCUCCGUUCUCUCAUCGAGAAGCCGCCCAUCCUUGGUGGUUCUUUCAACCCUAUCACGGGCACCAUGCUGGCAGGCUUCCGCCUGCACGCCGGCCCGCUGCCAGAGCAAUGCCGCCUGAUGCAUAUCCAGCCCCCCAAGAAGAAGAAUAAGCACAAGCACAAACAGAGUCGGACCCAGGACCCCGUCCCCCCAGAACCGACACAGUCCAGAGCAUCCCGGUAUGGGCAGCUCACAGGCCAGCAGCAGCAGUAGCCUCCGUUAACAAGACCAUUGGACGACAGACCGGCCAGGGGAGCUCUGUUCUCCUACACUGAACUUGCCGACGGAAGCAGCCUCGGAGGCUGGAGGACACGCUGCCCUUGGAGCAUCCCCCUGGAUUGGGGGAGAAUGCAGGCCAGGCCAGCUCUGGCUGGGGGCGAAUGAGGUGGAUUCAUUAGGGGCGGGAAGGGCAGUGCCUGUGGAAGGCACAGCCCAAUUGGCUUCUCCGGUGGAGCCGCUUCUCCCCUCCCAAGGAGCCUUCUCUCCAUGUCUUUUUGUACAGUUUGUCUGCUUGAAGAUUUGGAUUGGUUUAUUGGGAUUUGGUUUCUUUUUUAAAAAUUCAUCUUGUACCAAACUGGCUGAGUUGUGGUGCUUGGGUGUUGGGAACCAGAGAGAUUCUUUCCUUGAGGGACAGGGCUGAGGAUGCUGCUGUUAGGUUAGAGCUGGUCCAUCAGGGGACUGACUAGUGGAGUGGGCUCCACAAAGAAUGGGGACCAAUACUGGGGCCCCAGUGUUGUAAGGAAAGGGUUUGGGAUUAGCGCUCCAAAUGAGAUACGGGGAAGGGUAACAUUGCUAAGCCUACCACAUUCCCACUGAUGGAAAACUGAGGAUGAGGGUCUGGCCUGGUACUAAUAGAUAGCAUCUUGCUAAGGUCACGGAGAAAAAGUCAUCUUCCUACCAAUUAAAUGAGCCGAGGCCCCCAACUAAUGACAGUUUAGAGCACUCAGGGUGUCCCAUUUUUUAUAGUCGAGGAAACAGGCUCCAGAGGUCUGAUCACACUGAUACACAUUUCCAGAGCUAGGAAUCUGAUGACUUGGAAUCUAUUCUAGUUCAAUCUGAGUUAGCUGCCAUAGCCUCUGACAGCUCAAGGCUUGGGUUUGAGUGAAAACACGACAACUAGUAUCGGGUUUUAAACAGGAUAGUUCCUGCAUCAGAGAGCUUUUGAGGCAAAACUCCAACAAAAGUAGGUGCUUUUGGUCCCUCCUUAAAUUUGUUUGCUCUGCCCCGUCUCAAGUUAAACCUAGCACAGGGUUGACCUCAUUGUUUGCAGAGAGAGCAAGUAGGGAGCUGUAGUUCUACCACAGUGCCAGCAGGUGGCACUUGGCCCCACCUGACAUUGACUGGAUAAGGGGGUGUGAAGGGCCUGCUUAGGUGCUCCCCCUCCCCCCAACUACAGCAGCCACCUCCUUUCCAAAGGCAAAAACUAACAAGAACCACCCUAAAACCUAGACCCUGAUCUUUUCCUUGACUCGGGCCUGUGCUCCGACUCUCCAAGUUGAAUUAAUUCCCUCAUUUAUUUUAGCGCUCAGUGACAGCCAGCCUAGUUAAGAUGGCAGACUUUGCCAUCCAGUAGACUGAAAACCUUUUAUAAAAAAUAGACUGA
This is a messenger RNA of Dromiciops gliroides (monito del monte), 2289 nucleotides long. RefSeq names its product mediator complex subunit 19 (gene MED19). Gene Ontology annotation, molecular function: transcription factor binding; transcription coregulator activity. Gene Ontology annotation, cellular component: mediator complex. Gene Ontology annotation, biological process: positive regulation of transcription by RNA polymerase II. The coding region runs from base 162 to 899 and encodes 245 amino acids. Lineage: Eukaryota; Metazoa; Chordata; Mammalia; Microbiotheria; Microbiotheriidae. The transcript has 4 exons. The record is from RefSeq and is a predicted model, not a curated record.